Molecule: messenger RNA, 2058 nt
Organism: Uncinocarpus reesii 1704
Lineage: Eukaryota; Fungi; Ascomycota; Eurotiomycetes; Onygenales; Onygenaceae
Exons: 2
Coding region: 1-2058 (685 amino acids)
Biological process (GO): GPI anchor biosynthetic process
Cellular component (GO): endoplasmic reticulum
Source: RefSeq, a predicted model, not a curated record
AUGGAGCGGGCGUGCGCUGUACUGCUGUUUGUCCUCAGACCUGUGGUUGCGGCGCUGCGGGCCAAGGGGGGGUCGAUCGCUACAAGGUACGCGAUAGAGAGGAGGAGGAGUCGACAUCGACGCCAUGGGAGGCUCAGGGCGGUUUUGCGGAUGGUGGUUUCUUUACAGAACGUGUUGAUUGGGUUAUGGAUAAUGACGUUGUGGUGGGGCGAGAGGAAGGUAUUCAGAGAUGCGGUUGAGGAGUGUGCGUGGUCUGAAUGGGAGAAAUGGCCCAAGGACGCCGUUCCGCAUCAUACUUUGCUUAUAGCCGAUCCUCAACUCGUCGAUGCACAUACCUACCCUGGCCGGCCAUGGCCGUUGUCUUCCUUGACUGUAUAUAUGACCGACCUUUAUCUAUUCAGAACGCACGCUUUGCUUCAAAAGAAGCUCCGUCCCGAUAGUACAUUUUUCCUUGGGGAUCUAUUCGACGGCGGAAGGGAGUGGGCUACUGAAACUAGCUCAAGCCCUGAUGAGAGGUAUAAAUCAUAUGGAAAUGAUGUAUGGAUGAAAGAGUACGGUCGAUUUUCACGGAUAUACUUUGACACGUUCAAAUUGGGCGGUACUGCCUCGCCGGCGAGUCCGAGAGGUAGGAAGAUAAUCGCUAGUUUACCCGGUAACCAUGAUCUGGGAUUUGGAAAUGGGAUCCAACUACCUGUUCUUCAACGAUUUCGGGCAUAUUUUGGCGAAGGGAAUAGGGUCGACAUCGUUGGAAAUCACACCUUUGCCUCUGUUGACUCCGUGUCCUUGAGUGCAAUGGACCAGGCAGGCCCUGCCGCUGCAAGUUCAAGCGGAAGCGAUCCGCAUUCUGAUGCAUUUGGUUCUGCCGCCGGAGGCUCGGGUGGAGGCCAUCUGUACUCCGAGGAAGUAUGGAAACCGACAGAGACAUUCUUGAACGACUUCCGGACAUUGAGGUCAAAAGCUAUCAGGGAAGAACUGUUGUCCAUGAACGGAGAGCCAGAGAAAUAUCUGUCUCCCCAUACCGUUGUUGACGCUACUGUACCCACAAAACCCACAGUGCUGCCCGCCACUUCUGACGCGGACUUUCCGACCGUUGUUCUCACCCAUGUGCCUCUAUUUCGAGAAGCGGGCACACCUUGCGGUCCGCUUCGCGAGCACUGGCCGCCUUCGGGUACAGACCCACCCCCGGAAAAGGACGAGCGAAAUGCUAUCAGAAUCGGCUCUGGGUAUCAAUAUCAAAACGUACUGACGCCAACCAUUUCUAACGAUAUCAUGAACAAGACUGGGCCAGUGGUCCAGAUCUAUUCAGGGGAUGACCAUGAUUACUGCGAAAUUACCCAUCGGGAGUUUAGCGACGCUCCGAAGGAGAUUACAGUGAAGAGCACGUCUUUUGCGAUGAGCGUGCGCAAGCCUGGGGUCCAACUGGCAAGUUUAUGGAAUCCAAUCGACCCACAGACGGGGAGGGCUCUCAAGUUGGCAACUUCUCCAACGAUCCAGAACCACCUUUGCCUCUUGCCUGACCAACUCUCUGUCUUCAUCUACUAUGCCUACGUGAUCAUUUUUACUUUGCUCGCCCUUUCCAUCCAUGCCGUGGCCCUUACAUUCCGCACCCCUGAUGUCUUCGAAUCUGCACUACCAGUCCUCCCGCUAACACACCGCUUCGUGGAUCACGUUCCCUCCUCUUCGACAUCGAGCACAUCCACAUCCGCCUCGUCACUCGCUAACGGCGAGAAUCGAUUUGGCAAUCGCUGCGGAAACUCCAUAAACUCCCGGACAGCAUCCCCGUCAAACGACGGAACACGACCCGCCAAGUAUGUUCACUUUGGUGGGGUAGCUGGACUAGAUGAAGUACCAAGACGUUCCCGACAAGACGAUUGGGAUGGUUCGUAUACGCCGAAAGAGAAGCCAUGGCCCGGUAUCAAAAAUGCCAUUGGCAAAGAGAUGACUAGGGGUGGAUUCCGUUGGACGUUCUUCGUGUUUCGAACCCAUUUCCUUCCGCCAUUCGGUUGGGUUGCUGGCAUCUCGCUUGCCUGGUAUUUUUGGCUGCUUUGGACUUGGUGA